AUGGACCCGCUGCAGUUCGCCUACCGGCCGGGCAUCAGGGUUGAGGACGCCAUCUUCACCCUCCUCUAUCGCUCGCUGUCCCACCUGGAGAAACCCGGCUCCACUGUGAGGAUCCUCUUCUUUGAUUUCUCCAGUGCCUUCAACACCAUUCAGCCGCGGCUUCUCAGGGACAAGCUGGAGACAGCCGGUGUGGACUACAACCUGUCCCAGUGGAUCCUGGACUACCUCACAGACAGACCCCAGUUUGUGAGAACCAGGGACUUUGUGUCUGAGGUCCUGACCUGCAGUGUGGGGGCCCCCCAGGGGACUGUCCUCGCACCGUUCCUCUUCACCCUCUACACUGCGGACUUCAGACACAACACGGACGGUUGUGUCCUCCAGAAGUUCUCCAACAACUCUGCCAUCAUCGGACUCAGCUCCGAGGACGAUGACACAGAGUACAGAGUUAUACAGGACUUUGUGGACUGGUGUCAGCGGAACCACCUCGUCAUCAACGUGAGGAAGACCAAGGAGAUGAACCACCUCCUCAUCAACGUGAGGAAGACCAAGGAGAUGAACCACCUCCUCAUCAACGUGAGGAAGACCAAGGAGAUGAACCACCUCCUCAUCAACGUGAGGAAGACCAAGGAGAUGAACCACCUCCUCAUCAACGUGAGGAAGACCAAGGAGAUGAACCACCUCCUCAUCAACGUGAGGAAGACCAAGGAGAUGAACCACCUCCUCAUCAACGUGAGGAAGACCAAGGAGAUGAACCACCUCCUCAUCAACCUUGAGACCCAUGAGUUGCACGUGCUUCUCCGUGUGGGACAUCCGCGUGGACACAGGAUACCGGGGACACCAGAGACACGAGCACCGGGCCUGAACCCUCUCCCCGCGGGCCUGAAGGACAGAUCGGGAUCCAGCAUGAGUCUGGCGUCAGGACGGAGGCCGAGAUACGAGCACGCGCAGCAGCAGAGCGCGCAGCCGCCUCAGCUUCAUCAUCACCACAUCCAUCAUCAUCAUCACCACGUUCCGGAGCUGCAGACCCUGCCCGGGACUGGGCCUCCUCCUGCGGGCGCCUCUGCAGCCUCCUCCCCAGGCUUCCACCUGCCUCCGCCCGGGAUGAGCCAGUUCUCCUCCGCGGGGAUGAGCCACCUUUGCCCGGGGGUAGGGGACCUCCAGUAUCCGGGAAUGAGCCACCUUUGCCCGGGGGUAGGGGACCUCCAGUACCCGGGGAUGAGCCACCUAUGCCCGGGGGUAGGGGAGCUCACGUACCCGGACCCCGUGAGAAGCGGAACGGCCUGGUACAGCCCCGAGCCGCGCUACAACACAAAAAGUGGGGGGGGGGGGGUGGGGAUUGUGGGCGGGGGGGGGGGGGGGGGGGGGGGGGGGGGGGGGGGGGGGGGGGGGGGGGGGGGGGCGGGGGGGGGGGGGGGGGGGGGGGGGGGGGGGGGGAUAUUAUAA
Messenger RNA from Knipowitschia caucasica, 1443 nucleotides. Lineage: Eukaryota; Metazoa; Chordata; Actinopteri; Gobiiformes; Gobiidae. The record is from the annotation of a GenBank genome assembly.